This is a messenger RNA of Prunus armeniaca (apricot), 861 nucleotides long. Lineage: Eukaryota; Viridiplantae; Streptophyta; Magnoliopsida; Rosales; Rosaceae. The record is from the annotation of a GenBank genome assembly.
AUGAGAUCUAAAAUGGAGGAUAUAACAGGUUCCUUUGCGACUACGGGGCAGAAUAACGCUUACACCCCGGAAGUAGUCUCAAUAGGCCCAAUUCACCAUGACAACAAAGAAUUAGAAGCCAUGGAAGAGUACAAACAGAGCUGCCAUUUUUUCAUUCUUGAGGAUCUUUUCGACGCAAGCAAAGUCAGAGUUAAGAAUUCUGAGACUGAGAGGCCUUCAAUGAUUAAGCUCUCUUACCAUUUCUUCAGAAAGGUAGUGGGUUUACAGAGGUCGGAAGACGAAUUGGAGUGGACUGAACCACCUUUACAUUUUGUUGAUUUUAUUAGAACUUUACAUGUGCAAUAUUUGGAUACUGGUACCCCAGAAGCUGAAGAACUCCCAUGUAUACCCAGCGUGACAAAACUACACCAGGCCGGAGUUAAGUUUCGUCUGGAAUCAAGCAACGAGAUAAGUUUCGUCCGGAGUCAAGCAACGACUUAUUUGCGAUACAACAAUUACUUAAGCGAUUAUGUUUUCCUCCUGGAUAAAUUUGUAAACACCAAACAGGAUGUAGAUUUACUUGUUGAGAGUGAAAUUGUUGUAAACACAAUAGGUGACAACAAUAAGGUUUCUUCUACUAUGAUUAACCAACUUUGCAAGGGGGUUGCUCCGGACCAGCAAAAUUUCUAUUUUGGUGGUCUUGCUGACAAUCUAAACAAGUACUGCAAGAAGUGCAGGAACAGAUGGCUGGCAUAUUUGAGCCAAAAGUAUUUCAACUCACCCUGGGCCUGGGCAGCUUUUUCUCUCUUUGCAGAGGCUACUCUUCCCAUACUCACUGUAAUACAAACAGUGUUCGCUAUUAUCUCUUUUUGUCGGCAGUAA